This is a messenger RNA of Corylus avellana, 769 nucleotides long. RefSeq names its product actin-depolymerizing factor 2. The record is from RefSeq and is a predicted model, not a curated record. Gene Ontology annotation, molecular function: actin binding. NCBI's taxonomy places the organism in Eukaryota, Viridiplantae, Streptophyta, Magnoliopsida, Fagales, Betulaceae. Gene Ontology annotation, cellular component: actin cytoskeleton. Gene Ontology annotation, biological process: actin filament depolymerization.
AAUCCAUCUAUCUUUACACCCCCCACCCCUCUCUCUCUCUCUCUCUCUCUCUCUCUAAGCCCUAGAUUUUCUCCUCCCUUCUCCUCCGAUAUUUUCUCGGGAAAAAGAAAUGGCAAACGCAGCAUCUGGGAUGGCUGUACACGACGACUGCAAGCUAAAGUUUUUAGAACUGAAGGCAAAAAGGACUUACCGCUUCAUUGUUUACAAGAUUGAAGAGAAGCAAAAGGAGGUUGUUGUGGAGAAGCUUGGUGAGCCAACUGAUAGUUACGAGGUUUUCUCUGCAAGCCUUCCCGCUGAUGAGUGCCGAUAUGCUGUCUAUGACUUUGAUUUUGUGACAGAAGAGAAUGUCCCGAGGAGCAGGAUUGUUUUCAUUGCUUGGUCCCCUGAUACUUCAAAGGUGAGAAGCAAGAUGAUUUAUGCAAGCUCCAAGGACAGGUUUAAGAGAGAAUUGGAUGGUAUUCAGAUAGAGUUGCAAGCUACUGAUCCUACUGAGAUGGGCCUUGAUGUUAUUAGAAGCCGCACUAAUUGAAUGUAAAGUGCGUGCUAUGCAACGGAGAUCUCUCCAACUAUCCAGUUCAAUGUCUAUAGGUCGUGGAACUUUGAACUUGCUUUAAUACUCUGAGAAUGGCUUGUUUUUUUUUUUACAUUUAAAACACGGUGAAUCGUCUGUGGUUUUAUUGGCUUAUUACUUAGUAGUGUGAAUUUAUACACACUGAUUAUAUCCCGGAUUAUGAGGGUGCAUAUCAAUUUCAGUUGUUUGCUUAUGUGA